Molecule: messenger RNA, 787 nt
Organism: Trematomus bernacchii (emerald rockcod)
Lineage: Eukaryota; Metazoa; Chordata; Actinopteri; Perciformes; Nototheniidae
Product: protein NLRC3-like
Exons: 2
Coding region: 23-787 (254 amino acids)
Source: RefSeq, a predicted model, not a curated record
ACAUCUGGAGAAAGGAGACAUCAUGUUCUACCAAGAAGACCUGGAGCGCUGUGGUCUUGAUGUCACUGAGGCCUUGGUGCACUCAGGAGUUUGUACACAGAUCUUCAAAAGAGAGAGUGUGAUCUUCAAGCAAACAGUCUACUGCUUUGUUCAUCUGAGCAUUCAGGAGUUCCUGGCUGCAGUCUACAUGCUGCACUGUUACACCAACAGGAACACAGAGGUACUGAAGGACUUCCUGCAGGGAGACUAUAGCAACAGGUAUAACAGUGAUCAGGAUUACCCAUCCCUGGAUGUCUUCCUGGAGGGAGCCAUGAAGAAAUCCCUCAGAAGUGAAAAUGGCCACUUGGACCUGUUUGUCCGCUUUCUCCACGGCCUCUCUUUGGAGUCCAACCAGAGACUGUUAGGAGGCCUGCUGGGUCGCACAGACAACCAUCCAGAAACCAUCCAGAGAGCCAUCAACAACCUGAAGGAGAUGCACAGUGAUGAAAUCUCUCUUGACAGGAGCAUCAACAUCUUCCACUGUCUGACAGAGAUGAAGGACCACUCAGUCCAUCAGGAGAUCACAGAUGCACUGAAGUCAGAGGACACAUCACAGAUCUACUUGUCUUCUCUGGCCUACAUGCUGCAGAUGUCAGAGGAGGUUCUGGAUGAGUUGGACCACGAGAAGUACGGAACAUCAGAGGAGGGACGACAGAGAGUGAUUCCAGAUUUGAUGAACUGCAGCGAGGCUGUAUUUCCUAACUGUGGAAUCUCAGACUCUGACUGUGAAGUCGUGGCCUCGCUCUGA